Molecule: messenger RNA, 747 nt
Organism: Exophiala oligosperma
Lineage: Eukaryota; Fungi; Ascomycota; Eurotiomycetes; Chaetothyriales; Herpotrichiellaceae
Exons: 1
Coding region: 1-747 (248 amino acids)
Source: RefSeq, a predicted model, not a curated record
AUGUUCAACAUGUUCUCCGGUAGUGGCCGCCACCGCCGCUCUGAUCGGUCCAGAAAUAGUCGGUACCGAGAUGACUCUCCUCCUGAACGUCAUGGCCACUCCCAUCGUCAUCACGGCCGCCGCCGUCGUCGUCGAUCAGAACCGGAUGGCAUCCCACCACCCGCGCCAUCUCCACCACCGGCUUACGAGGAGUACCCCGUUUCCCGCAGUCCUCCACGUGGCGGCGGUGGCAGAGACACCACACCAGAAGGUAUAAGAUAUACAAACCCACCGCGCGAGCCACGACGUACGCACCGAACGUACGCCGACCCUGGACCGUUCAUGUCAGGUGCACGCAGUCCGUUCGAUGAUGAUCCCCUACCAAGAAGGACAGGGGUGCCUGACCCUGAACCUGGUGUUCGGUGCUACGUUCCUGACCCCAGACACGACGACGACGACGACGACCCGUACAACACUCCUCCUCGUCGUCAUCCAGACGUAUGGUACGACCGGCCAGACAGCAAUGGAUUCAGACCGGCACGGACGUCGUUCGAUACCAGGUUCUCCGCCGGCCGCCCAUCGUACUACACUCCUCGGAGUGGUGGUUUGAGGCCCGGUGAAAACGAACCUCGUCCACCUCGGAGGCGCGUCUACCUCGAUCCCACGUGGCCUGGGCCAGGCUACGGCGGCGGCGGCGGCGGCGGCUCGUCGACGAAUCGCUAUCGGGAUCGAAGUUCGGGAUACUUUCGAUUUUCAAGGGGGGGAUAG